AUUCCACUGCGUCAAAUAUUAUAUAUAUAAGAAACCUCAGAGUAGCUGGAAUCAUCACGAGCCAAUAUCAUUUUAAAAAGAUAACACGCACAAGCUUUGUUUGAUGAUAUAUAUAUAUAUAAUAAUAUUGUCGUUCUUUCCAUUCCAAGUGACCAACCAUUAUAAUGAAUACCACCAACGUUCUCCUCCGGGUUGUGAUCCUCCUCACCAACGGCGUAUUGUUCAUAUCUUCGGCGUCAAUUCCGACUCAAUGUAAAAUACCAAAUGAUUUGAAAGUCCAAUAUGAGAAACUAUACAGCACAGCGAACGGCAAUAACUUUUUUCUACCAGUUGAAAUAACUCCAGCGGGAAGUGACCAACCAGCACUAACUGAACAGGAUAAAAUUUGCCCAACAUCUUCCGUAUCUAGUGAUAUCAUUCGCGAGCGUUCAACCUGCCCAUGGUACCUGAAAAUUACCCACAAUUCAACAUAUUUUCCUUCAUCCCACACUGAAGUCGUGUGUCGCUGUACAGAGUGUCUGGACUCCGACAGUAACCACCAAUGUGUGAUGGUGUAUACUUCAAUGACUGUCCUGAAACGCACAGCUGAAUGUGUUCACGGACUGUACGUUUAUAAACCAAGUGCCAUCGAUGUAGCCACAGCCUGUGUGUGCGCCCGGAUAAUCGAUGUAAUAUCCGGAUGAAAUGACAACGAUAGUCGUAAUAUCGGCCAACAUCAUCAAACAUUCAAAUGUGUGUAACACAAGAUUUUUUCACAAUGUUAUGAAAGUUUAAGUAAACCACUGUGUGGUUGUUAUACGAAAGAUGCACACACACACACAGAAUUAUACAACCGUAAAUAAUUAAAUGCGUGCUCUCACGCUAUUCAUUUCUUUCUCGCUGUCUCUCUUUGUUUGUAUACAUACACACAAACACACACAGACAGACUCACACACAUAGACACAUACACACACACACACAUACAU
Octopus sinensis (East Asian common octopus) is the source of this 965-nucleotide messenger RNA. Its product is annotated as interleukin 17-like protein. Bases 165 to 683 code for a protein of 172 amino acids. NCBI's taxonomy places the organism in Eukaryota, Metazoa, Mollusca, Cephalopoda, Octopoda, Octopodidae. Gene Ontology annotation, molecular function: cytokine activity. Gene Ontology annotation, cellular component: extracellular region. The record is from RefSeq and is a predicted model, not a curated record. The transcript is spliced from 2 exons.